Didymodactylos carnosus is the source of this 1161-nucleotide messenger RNA. Lineage: Eukaryota; Metazoa; Rotifera; Eurotatoria; Philodinida; Philodinidae. The record is from the annotation of a GenBank genome assembly.
AUGCCAACAAAAAUUCCUAAAGACGAAGAACAACGCCUAUUGGAAAAACUUGAGCAAGAAAUUCAGUUAUACGAAAGCAUGGAAACUGGCGGAAAAGAAAAUUCUGAAAUGUUUAUUCUCAACAAAUAUUCACCAACAUACCACCCAGUACUAGCACCACAACAACAACAAAAUCUAAAACGUACAAGAAAAACAUUGACCGUGUCUCCUGUUAUCAUCGAUGAUCAAAAAUCUCAACAACAAAUGCACAAAAUUCCCAAAAAACGUGGACCAAAAAAGAAACAAAUGACACCUGCUCGUGUGGCUAAGUUUAAAAUUCGCCGUUUAAAAGCCAAUGGUCGUGAACGUGAUCGAAUGAAAGGCUUGAACGAACAAUUAGAAAUACUACGAGAUACAAUACCGUGUUUUUCAUUAUCACAAAAAUUAUCGAAAAUAGAAACACUACGUUUAGCUAAAAAUUAUAUUGAGGCUCUAUCAGAAAUGGUUUCGAGUGGACAAAUAACGGACAAUGCACGAUUUGCUCAAUUAUUAUGUCGCGGUUUAUCGCAGAAUACAAUGAAUUUAGUUGCCGCUACUCUAUGUCUAAAUCCACGUUUAUUAAACUGUCAUCAAUCAUUUGACACCACUACUCCACAGGCGUAUAAUCCGUAUUAUCCAAUGAACGAUGAUUAUUAUCAUCAUCAUCAAAAUAAUAAUUCAACGUUAUACACAAAUGAUGAAGCGUACAUGGUGAGUUCACUUCAUCCAAAAGUGAGAAAUCCAUUGGAAUUUAUUAAUUUAAAAAAGAAUAAAACAUUGAUGAGCGAUUUAUCACCACAAAGUUCAGACAAAAAUAAUAGUGAUGAUGAACAAGAAGAAGAAGACGCUGGUAUUGGUAGUUCGAGUAGUCAAAUAUCAUCAUCGUAUGAUAAUACAAACAGUAGUGCUGAUGAUAUAAGUCCAAUAGCAACAAACAAAUUUAUUUCACAUUAUUCUUCUCCGUCAACAAUAGCUGCAUCAACAACUAUUUUCAAUACUCCACCAAUCAAUUCAACAUCUCAUGAAACAACAUUUCUCACAGACUAUUAUGAUUGUGCAAGCGAUCAUUUUAUGGUAAAAGACACAUCAAUGUAUCAUCAUCCGACAAGUAUGAAUAUGUGUUACGGUAUGACACAAUAUUAA